CCGCAAUCAUCACUUCCUCUCUCUCUCAGACAUCUCGAGCCAUCUCAAUCCCGAUCCUCGAGCGCGCGCGUGUCCCCCCUCCCCCGUCAUCACUUGAUCACCAGCCAAAGUCAAAGAAUCACGAGUACGUUAUCCGAGAGAGCAAGCGCAAGCAAUCAUUGGGAGCACCCCCACACACCUUCACCUCACACCUCCCCCUGUCACCAUGCCACGCUCUCCAUCACCCUACCGCCGCCGAAGAUCUCCUUCCCCCCGGUAUCGUGGUGGUGGCAGCGUGGGUGAUCGAUACCGCGGAGACGACUGGGAUGACCGCGACCGCGACCGCGACCGAGAUCGGGAUCGGGAUCGUGACCGUGACCACCACUACCGUCCCGACGGACCCCGGCGACGCAAGCGCGGCGGGCGCCGGGAAAAGGAGAGGCGCGCCGCAGCAGCCAUUGAGGACGAGUGGGGGGCCUACAAUCGCCGACGCCACGACCGGGAGCGCAGCAGCUCCGUCCCGACACCGAGCAGAGCCGGCAGUCCCGAGGAAGGGCAGAUUACAUCUCCUUCGCCUCGACGGGAUCGCAGCCGCAGUCCGCGCCGUGAACGGGAGCGCACUCGCUCACCAUCUCCCCGCCGUGACCGUGACCGUGGGUGGCGCGAGCGCGAACGCGACCGCUCGCCGCGGCGCGGAUUCCAGGACAAGUUCGCCGACAGGUAUCGGGGCGACGACGCAGAGGAAGACGAUACCCGGGAUCGUGAGCGUGAUCGCGACCGCGGUGGAAGGAGGCGGUGGGGUCGCUCUCGCUCUGCAAGUCCGCGCCGACGGUCGCACAGUGUUUCAUCCCACGACUCGCGUCGCUCCAUGCCCAAAUCCGGAGACAACUCACCGCGCCCGACCUCUUCCUCGGCGCCGCGGCGCCCACCGACCGGACCCCGCGCGUAUGGACCCGGCGCUCGCGGCCCGCCAGCCGGGUACGGCGGGCCGAUCGAGGCUGUUCGUCCACCAUGGGCUGCACGCCCACCUGUGCCUCCCGGAGCGCCUACAGCCCCCGCGGCGCUCCUCGUUCCUCCUGCUCCGGUUCCGGCUCCCGUGCCUGUGCCCGUGCAGGAGGAUCCCGAGGCGGCUGCGCGCGCCGAGCUCCCGGCACUCACCGUCUCGUUUGUCGGCGCAUGGGAGGCCGAGCUAGCCGCGCACUACAAAACUAUGGCUGCCGCGCAGGCUGCUACAAACCGUGCACUCGCUGCGCAGCGCGUCGCGGCGGCUGUUUUGGCGGACGCGGAGGCCGAGAUGGCCGCCGCUGCGGAGCGACACAAGGUCUGUGAGGAGCAGUUGGGCGCGUCCAUUAACGCCAUCAUCGGCGUGCAGUAGGUGUAGAGCAGAGCAGAUCAGCCGGACAGAUAUAUGUGCGGGGGAUUGUAAAUGUAGAGGUCCUCACCUAUUAUGGCGUCUCAUCGCUGUAUUUGUAAUGUAACGUGUGCGUAAGUUUCAUGGAGCGCUGAUUGGACCGUGCGUCAACCUUCGACUCUUGCGCUAUAGAUACAGUGUAGCAUUGCGUAUGAUGUAUGCUCAGACUCUCGCU
Molecule: messenger RNA, 1565 nt
Organism: Cutaneotrichosporon oleaginosum
Lineage: Eukaryota; Fungi; Basidiomycota; Tremellomycetes; Trichosporonales; Trichosporonaceae
Source: RefSeq, a predicted model, not a curated record